Lytechinus variegatus (green sea urchin) is the source of this 1530-nucleotide messenger RNA. RefSeq lists its product as uncharacterized. NCBI's taxonomy places the organism in Eukaryota, Metazoa, Echinodermata, Echinoidea, Temnopleuroida, Toxopneustidae. The transcript has 7 exons. The record is from RefSeq and is a predicted model, not a curated record. The coding region runs from base 235 to 813 and encodes 192 amino acids.
AUUCUCAUAUUCACUAUAGCCUCUGACGAUAAAGUUUGGCUCUUUGCUAUCGGGGACUAUGACAACAGAUUGGAAUACUUGGAUCCUGUGUCAAACCAGUUGAAAGGUUACAACGCAGACAUUAUCGAUGCAGUUUGUGAUAUCGCAAAUAAGAAUUGUGAAUUGGUCUGGGAUGUGUACAGCAACUGUUGGGAGAGCCCUGCUAAUGAGAGAGCCAGAGGGGGAGUUGGUUUGAUGGCAAACUGGUACACCGCCUGCACAGGAUGGAUACAAACUUAUGAACGUCUCCUCACCUUCGGUUUCACACGACCCUUUUCACAGAAGGGAAAGGUCGCCCUCUAUGCCGCGAGUGGAAGCAGUCAGGAUUACUCCGAUCUCUCGGGGCUCAGAGUUGGUUUUCUAGCAACGUGGUUUUCUGACGCCCCUUGCCUAGCUCGCUACACGACUGAUCCGUCUUAUCCAAUUGCGGGUGCUGAUUUACCAUCGGAUAGUCAAAAGAUCACGUACGAUACCGCUGAAGAUCUCAUUGCUGCCGUGCAGAAUGGGGAUGUGGAUGUUGCUUUCAGUGUCCGCCGGCCCCAACUCGACGAUGCCCUGGAAACUAUUUCUCCCGCGGAUUUCCCAAAUAACUGUGAAGCGGCCGGUGGAAGCAUGAUGACUUCGAAGUCGAACCAGGAAUUCAUCCGCUGGUGGGACGACGCUCUCAGUAGACUCGUUGGGACCAGCCGUUACGACACGAUUUGUCAAAAUAUCGUUAACGAGCACGGAGACAUUCCCGGUUCUACUGCCACAGACAUCUGUAUUGGUUACUAAAUAAGCAAUCAUCUCGUACACCAUGAUCGAGCAAGUGACAUUCCAGAGGUCCUCCUUACAUAGCAACAACAUAAUAUUUAUUUUUUUCAAAUACAUUUUGAUGAUGUCAUUUAGAAGAGAUCGGUGUUGAACAUGCCAAUGUCAAGAAGCCAAGAUUUUGGGCUCGUGGAAUCGCCUUGAUUGAAAAACGGAAAUAGUUCGAUAUUAACAUGAAUAAGGUAAAAGAGGUUAAAAAAAUGGAACACAAUGGUCGGCCUAAAUUGGCCCAGUUUUGGAAUUCAACGGAAAUUUAUAUUGCUCCUCCACCCAUCCCAGCCCUGUCAAUUUUCCAAAAAGCAGUAGAGAAAAUCGUAAUACCAAGUCUUUUAUAAUUAUGCCAGAUUUGUUUUGAAAUUAAUCAAUUAUUCAAAUUCAUUUGUAUUGACCCUCUACUCGCUCUGUUCGCACGCUCGCCAUUUUUCCAAUGCAUUAUCAUAAUUAUGCUCGAUAUUCUCAGUUUUGAUCCAUCACCUGAAUUGUAGUUUCAGAUGCAUUAUGAUGAUGUUCAUGUAUUUUUAAAUGUAAAUUUUUGAAAAUUUUAAUUACAUAUUUUUUUAAGUAUACAAUCAGUAGAUCGCAAAUACUUGAGUAGAAAGAGAUUUUUGUUAUGAGCAAAAAUGUGAAUUUAGUAGGUUUAAAGAUAAAGUGCAUGGCGUGGUAUGAAGUCAAUGGUUCUGU